AUAAUGUUCCAGUUUUUGUAACUGUGAUUUCAUUUGGAAUGUUCACCUUACUUGGAGGGAAUUUGACACCCGCAAGAGCUUUUACAUCACUUUCUCUGUUUGCUGUGCUUCAGUUUCCUCUUUUCAUGCUUCCUAAUAUUAUAACUCAGGCGGUUAAUGCAAAUGUAUCAUUGAAGCGUUUGGAGGAUUUGCUCUUAGCAGAAGAGAGAAUACUUUUUACCAAAUCCACCGCUUGAGCCAGGAUUACCAGCCAUCUCAAUCAAAAACGGAAACUUCUCCUGGGAUUCCAAGGCAGAAAGGCCUACAUUGGCAAACAUAAACUUGGAUAUACCUGUUAGUAGCCUAGUUGCAGUUGUUGGAACUUGGAAGUACAGGAGAAGGGAAAACAUCACUAGUAUCUGCAAUGCUUGGAGAACUUCCUGCAGUUGUAGGUUCAACUGUUGUUAUGAGAGGGACAGUUGCUAUGUACCCCAAGUCUCUUGGAUUUUUAAUGCAACUGUGCGGGAUAAUGUUUUAUUUGGUUCUGCCUUUGACCCAAUAAGAUAUGAAAGGGCAAUAGAUGUGACUGAACUACGACAUGACCUUGAGUUACUGCCUGGUGGUGAUCUUACCAAAAUUGGAGAAAGAGGUGUGAACAUCAGUGGUGGUCAAAAGCAAAGAGUAUCCAUGGCUAGAGCUGUUUACUCCAAAUCCGAGUGUACAUUUUUGAUGAUACCCUUAGUGCUCUAGAUGCGCAUGUCGCUAAACAGGUUUUUGAUAAAUGCAUCAAGGGAGAAUUGAGAGGGAAGACCCGAGUUCUUGUUACAAAUCAACUGCAUUUCCUUUCACAGGUGGAUGGAAUCAUUUUGAUCCAUGAAGGUACUGUGAAAGAGGAGGGAACAUUUGAGGAGCUCUCUAACCAGGGGCCAUUGUUCCAAAAGCUUAUGGAAAAUGCUGGAAAGAUGGAGGAGUAUGAAGAAGAAAAGGUAGAUACUGAAACUGCUGAUCCGAAGUCCUCUUCAAAACAGCUGGCCAAUGGAGAACUUGAUGAUACUGCAGAGAGUGGUAGUAAGGCAAAAGAAGGAAAAUCUGUCCUUAUUAAACUGGAAGAACAGGAAACAGGUGUUGUCAGUAUGAAAGUUUUAGCAAGAUACAAGACUGCAUUAGGAGUUCUUUGGGUGGUUGUAAUACUCUUUGGAUGCUAUUUCUUAACAGAGGUGUUACGAAUUUCAAGUAGCACAUGGUUGAGCCAUUGGACUGAUCAGAGUGCUUCAGUGGGCUAUGAUCCUGGAUUUUAUAAUCUGAUAUAUGCAGCUCUAUCAUUUGCUCAGGUUAUGGUGACUUUAACAAAUUCUUAUUGGUUGAUCAUUGGUUGAUCAUAUCAGGUCUAUAUGCAGCCAGAAGGUUGCAUGAAGCCAUGCUUCACUCCAUAUUACGAGCUCCUAUGGUUUUUUUUU
This is a messenger RNA of Arachis duranensis, 1436 nucleotides long. RefSeq names its product ABC transporter C family member 2. The transcript is spliced from 8 exons. Gene Ontology annotation, molecular function: ATPase-coupled transmembrane transporter activity; ATP binding. The coding region runs from base 924 to 1355 and encodes 143 amino acids. Gene Ontology annotation, cellular component: membrane. The record is from RefSeq and is a predicted model, not a curated record. Gene Ontology annotation, biological process: transmembrane transport. Lineage: Eukaryota; Viridiplantae; Streptophyta; Magnoliopsida; Fabales; Fabaceae.